Messenger RNA from Centrocercus urophasianus (Greater sage-grouse), 1663 nucleotides. It is a transcript of the gene LHX8, whose product is annotated as LIM homeobox 8. The record is from RefSeq and is a predicted model, not a curated record. Gene Ontology annotation, molecular function: DNA-binding transcription factor activity, RNA polymerase II-specific; RNA polymerase II transcription regulatory region sequence-specific DNA binding. The transcript is spliced from 8 exons. Gene Ontology annotation, biological process: forebrain neuron development; neuron differentiation; regulation of transcription by RNA polymerase II. The coding region runs from base 94 to 1137 and encodes 347 amino acids. NCBI's taxonomy places the organism in Eukaryota, Metazoa, Chordata, Aves, Galliformes, Phasianidae. Gene Ontology annotation, cellular component: nucleus.
GCGCCGAGGGCAGAGGCUCAGAGCGAGGUUCCCGGAGCAGCCUCGUGGCGCUCCGCCGCCCUUCGCGGAGCUGGUAUGCGGUAGGGCCGGGCCAUGUAUUGGAAGAGCGACCCGAUGUUCGUGUGCAGGCUGGAGGAUAAAGACCUGCCCGCGCUCGGCGGCCCCUCGGAGAAGGAGAGCCCCGCGGCGGCCGACGAGGACUCCUGCUCUUCCUCCGCCGCCCUGUCGCCCUCCUCCUCGCCGCGGUCCAUGGCCUCUGGCUCCGGCUGCGCCCCCAGCAAGUGCGUGUGCAGCAGCUGCGGCCUGGAGAUCGUGGACAAGUACCUGCUGAAGGUGAACGACCUCUGCUGGCACGUUCGCUGUCUCUCGUGCAGUGUUUGCAGAACGUCCCUCGGCAGGCACACCAGCUGCUACAUCAAAGAUAAGGAUAUCUUCUGCAAACUUGAUUAUUUCAGGCGGUACGGCACGCGCUGCUCCCGCUGUGGGAGGCACAUUCAUUCCACAGACUGGGUCCGAAGGGCUAAGGGAAAUGUGUACCACUUGGCGUGUUUCGCCUGCUUCUCCUGCAAAAGACAGCUUUCUACCGGAGAGGAGUUUGCUUUGGUUGAAGAGAAAGUCCUUUGUAGAGUACAUUAUGACUGCAUGUUGGACAAUCUGAAAAGAGAAGUUGAAAACGGUAAUGGGGUUAGUGUGGAAGGAGCACUGCUAACAGAACAAGAUGUUAAUCAUCCAAAGCCAGCAAAAAGAGCUCGGACCAGCUUCACAGCAGAUCAACUCCAGGUUAUGCAAGCACAGUUUGCUCAGGACAACAAUCCAGAUGCACAAACGCUUCAGAAACUGGCAGAAAGAACAGGCCUGAGCAGGCGCGUUAUACAGGUGUGGUUUCAGAAUUGCAGAGCGCGCCAUAAGAAACACGUUAGUCCUAACCAUUCAUCUGCUGCUCCAGUCACAGCAGUUCAGCCCUCCAGGCUGUCUCCACCCAUGCUAGAAGAAAUGGCAUAUUCAGCAUAUGUACCCCCAGAUGGGACUAUGUUAACUGCCCUGCACAGUUACAUGGAUGCUCAUUCACCUACAGCUCUUGGACUCCAGCCUUUGCUACCCCACUCAAUGACACAACUGCCAAUAAGUCAUACCUAAUUUCUUUCUGUCAGGGAUAUAAGCUACUAAGGAUGUAAGCUUAAGUCACUUACUGUGUAUGAAAGUUACCGCUGGAAAGUUACUAAUGUUAACUUUUUAGUUAACAACUAAAACAUUUUCAAGAACGUUUUUGCUGCCCAGGUAUGUAAGUAUACAUUUAGCCUGCAAGACACUUUUAUGGAUUCUGCAUAAUUACAUAUUACAUUGUUUACAAGCCUUAUUAAACAUCUUUUUGUAUUGUCUGGAAGUAGAUCACUCUAGUUAUGUAUUUGUUAAUUUAUUUGUCAUCAAAAGAGCACUUUGCCUAAAAGAAAGGACUGACAGUUGUGCAAAAUGUUUACAAUUCUUUGUGAGUUUGUAGCUUAUCAUUAGUUUGUAUUAGUAAGUUAUUGCUGAAAGUAUUACUUGUAUUUGAGUUGUAUACAGCCUAUAUGUUAAAGCUUAUUUCUGUGAAUUUGCAAAAAUAAAUUUUGGUUGCAAAUAUUUUCAAAAUGAACUAAAUAAAGUUUCUGCUGUAGCAUGCUAA